GAAGACCCACCACUGAAAUUGGACCUACCGUUUUCUCCAUAAAAUUUGUUUCCUUCGUUUACUCCGGAAAAACAAAAAAUCCACACAGCUGACUUUGGAUUUUGCUUAUGGGUGAAGAGGUUAUGAUUGGUGAUAAUGGUACUUUAGACUCUCAUGAUCAUGUUAUGGAGAAUGAGAAUCCGAUUUUUGUUGAUUUUCUUGAGGAUGAAAUGAACAAUCGGUUAACAGUUUCAAGAUCCGUUAGUGAUUCAGUUACAAGGGAUAUGGGAAAUGAAGUUGAGACCGAAGCUGAUGAGAAAAUAGCUCAGACAGAACUCGAACAUUCGAGAUUGAAGGAGAUUUUGCUCUUGCAUCGUGUUGGUUCUGAAAAAAACGAAACUUCGCAGUCUUGUUUGAUUCUUGAUGAGUGUGAACAGAGAUUGUCGGAGCAAGAUGUGGAAUCUUGUUCUUGUGGUAAGAAAAGUUUGGUACUUGAGAAGACUAAAGAGAUUGCUGGUUUGCGCCGGGAACUUGAGUUAAUAUCUAAGUUGCUUUCGGGUCAUGCAAAUAAGGACGUUGAGGCUUUAGAGGACCAAAAGAGAAGUGAUCUAUUGCACCGCAAAAUCUCUGGAAGCCUUGGCAAGCAUAUAGGGUCUGUCACGUCGAAGCUUGAGAGUAUAGAGUAUUUAAGACAGUUAUCUCGUGAACAGUUGAUCAACCAUUUCAAGAGUGAGAUGAAUCAGUUGAGAAGAGAGCAUGAUUAUGCAAUGCAAGAGAUGACUGAAGAAUAUUUUAGCAUCAAGCGAAGGUACUUGAAGUUAGAGGAGUGCGGUUCAUUUUCUUCUUUGAAGAAGGACAAGGAGUUUGAUUUGCUGCGAAAGAAGAUCCCGGAUAUCAUUUCGAAGUUGGAUAAGGUUUUGUUGGAAGAUGAGAAUUCGGUAAUAUACAGAGAAACUUUGGUUGAGAAGGAAAGAUUGAAAGAAGAGAAUCAUUUGCUGGAGUGUCUUGUUAAGGAGAAGGAGAACUUGGUUCAGAUAGCUCAGAAUGAUUUGGCUACAGAGAGGGCGAAACUUGAGUUAGCAUUUCAUCAGAUUAACAAGCUGCAGUUUCAGAUUGAUCAGCAAGCAGUAGUGAUUCAAGAUAGAAACAAAGAACUGGAAGUUGUUUCAGCUCGCUCUUUGGAGGAAACAGAAGGCUAUGAGAUGGAGAUAACCGAGUUGAAACAGAAGCUUGAGUUAGCUAGAAAGAAUAUGAAGAUAACUGAACAUGAGAAAAUGGAGUCAGAGCUGAAAUUAUCUACAACACAAGCAGAGCAAAAAAGACUUCAGAAUCAGAUUGUAUCGACCUGUCUGAGUCUUGCUAAUUGGAGUCAAGGUUUCGACAAUCUCGAGUGCUUGGUGGCAGAAAAGAUGAAAAAGACAAACUCUAGGUUGAGAAGCAUGCAGAGCCAAUUAAAUGAUCUUUCGGAUGAAGUCGAUGAACUCAAGGUGAGAGAAUCCAUGUACAAGCAGCAAAUGGAGAAGAAGACUUGUGACCUCCAAAAGGCUGAGACUGAGGUUGACCUCCUUGGCGAUGAAAUCGAUUCUCUCUUGGACCUUUUUGAGAAGAUUUAUAUAGCUCUUGAUCACUACUCGCCAAUUCUAAAGCAUUACCCUGGCGUUAUUGAGAUCUUGAAGCUUGUCCGGAGAGAAUUAAGAAGAGACUCCAAGAGAUGAUCAGUCUUCUAACCAAGUAUUCAUAUGAAUCAACAAGCCAUCUCUUUCACACAAUUUUCAUUGCAUUCCUGUUGUCCAAAUCCAC
Eutrema salsugineum is the source of this 1779-nucleotide messenger RNA. RefSeq names its product WPP domain-associated protein-like. The transcript is spliced from 5 exons. The record is from RefSeq and is a predicted model, not a curated record. NCBI's taxonomy places the organism in Eukaryota, Viridiplantae, Streptophyta, Magnoliopsida, Brassicales, Brassicaceae. The coding region runs from base 108 to 1694 and encodes 528 amino acids.